Lonchura striata (white-rumped munia) is the source of this 1099-nucleotide messenger RNA. The record is from RefSeq and is a predicted model, not a curated record. NCBI's taxonomy places the organism in Eukaryota, Metazoa, Chordata, Aves, Passeriformes, Estrildidae.
AUGAGCCUGGGAUUUCUGUGUCUCUUCCUGGUUUUCAGCACAGCUUCAUGCCUAAGAAAAGAAAAUAAGAAAGAGAAGCAAUUGGCAGUGCUGGCUACUGCAGAGCUGCCUGCAAAGUCCCUGGACCUGGCUGCUAUUAACCUGACAGAGCUGGUGAAUGGGAUGCUGGGCACUGCACUCAGAGGUACCAAGAAACACUUCUCUUUGCUGAGCAUCACCUCUUACAGCUCGUUUGCCUUCCACAAAGUGUCAGUCACCAUUUACAACAUCUCUAAUGCAAAAAAUAUUGACCCUGGCAAGUUCCCUAUGCACUACUGCUACUGUUUGAAUAAUGUGACAAAUGACUUGACAGAUUUUACAGCUCUACUUGUUGAUAUCAUUGGAAACUCCACCAGUUAUCUCACAGAAAUUUUCAAAUCCACUUCUAUUCUAUCAGUGCAUCAGAGCAAUGACUCUGAUUGUAUCUAUAUCUGUGUGAUGGCAGGGCAGACAGGGAAAAAUCUGUCUGAUUUUUUGGCAUUACUAGAUAAGACUCCUGUUAUUAAUUACACAUUUUCCAGUAACACAUCAUCUGACCUGGGGUGCCCACAGGCGAUGCUCAGAGAGCCCCGUGUGACCUCACCUCCUGUCACCCUCAUGGUGCAGAAGAUCAGCCCCUGUGUGAUGGAGCUCUGUAGGUUCUUUCAGCUGUGCCUCUGUGUUGGUCAGAGAAGAUAUUCCAGAAAGGAAGCCAUGAGAUACUGUGUUGAAUACUAUUCCUGGUUUGUGAAAAAUGCCAGUUAUGUCUGCGAAAGAGUCAAAAGAGUUGCUUACUCCCACACAUUAAAGCAAAAAUGCCUUAAAAACAUCUGCACAACUGUUUAGAGCACUGAGAAAAUUUACUGCAAGUUGGAAGACCGGUGGCAGUUUUAGUUUUCUGUUUGAUUUCUCAGUGUAAAAGUCAGAAAGCAGCAACUUGCAAGUAUUUGAAAUCAGACAAGCUAUUAACCACAUGUUAACCUAGAAAUGUCUUCUCCUCCAAGGCAUUGUAAAAAUAAUGUGUAAAAUACAGAGAUAUUUUAUACAAGUGAUGUAACUGCAAUAAAAGCACUGAAAGGCU